Messenger RNA from Bactrocera tryoni, 379 nucleotides. Its product is annotated as cecropin-1-like. Gene Ontology annotation, biological process: defense response to Gram-positive bacterium; antibacterial humoral response; defense response to Gram-negative bacterium. The record is from RefSeq and is a predicted model, not a curated record. The transcript is spliced from 2 exons. Lineage: Eukaryota; Metazoa; Arthropoda; Insecta; Diptera; Tephritidae. Gene Ontology annotation, cellular component: extracellular region. The coding region runs from base 54 to 245 and encodes 63 amino acids.
GUCAAAGGAUAGAGUACUUCUCAACGGCCGUAAAAUAAACUCACACUAACAAAAUGAACUUCAACAAAAUUUUUGUUCUUCUGGCUGUGUUCAUUGCCGUCUUCGCCGCACAAACCGAGGCAGGAUGGUUGAAAAAGAUUGGCAAGAAAAUUGAGCGCGUUGGUCAACAUACACGAGAUGCCACCAUCCAGACCAUCGCUGUGGCGCAACAGGCAGCCAAUGUUGCAGCAACUGUAAAAGGAUGAACUGAAGAUGUGUGGAAGUUGCAACAAAAGCAUUUAUGUACCUUAAUUAAGUUUAAUAUUUAUUUAUUUAGAUAAUUUUGUGACUGAAAUACCGAAAUAAAGUUGAGAAUGAAAUCAAGUUUUUCCAAGAUUUA